Molecule: messenger RNA, 2769 nt
Organism: Venturia canescens
Lineage: Eukaryota; Metazoa; Arthropoda; Insecta; Hymenoptera; Ichneumonidae
Gene: Nep5
Product: endothelin-converting enzyme homolog
Exons: 17
Coding region: 200-2671 (823 amino acids)
Biological process (GO): protein processing
Cellular component (GO): plasma membrane
Molecular function (GO): metalloendopeptidase activity
Source: RefSeq, a predicted model, not a curated record
GCCUUCGUCCAUUCCCAUCUUGAUUUCGAAGGACACGGAAAUUCAGAUUUUUAAUGAAUGACUUUACCCCGUCAUUCGCUUUUGGAGGGUGACGACAUUUCCGGAUCGAAGAACGUCUGACAAGUUUUCAUUUGCGAUGAAUCGAACCCGCAUGGGAACCGCUGGUUGCUCGUCGCCGCGCGGAUAACCCGCAGGUAUUAUGGACACCUGGUUGUCUCUCGAGGCUGCUCGGUGUCCUCAGUUCGAUACGGUCAGUGGGACACUGAACAUGAGCGAGGAGCGCAAAGAUGACGAAACAACACCUUCCGUGUACACGAUCGGCAGCGAAAGGAAUUUGGUGCCCGUACGAUCGAGAGCAGCAUAUUUUAAAAAGCGAAAAAAAGGCAGCCUCGUCGUCGUUUUACUCGCUUUCAUAAUGGCUUCUCUGAUUGCCUGUAUCGUCGUACUUGCUGUACUUUACUCGAGGUCGAAUCGCGUGCAAGAGUUGUGUGACAACGAGCAUUGCGUGCGGAUAGCCGCUAGUCUGAAAGAAUCUAUGGACACUUCUAUAGAUCCUUGCGAUGACUUUUACGGGUACGUUUGCGGUCGAUGGUCCGAGGAACAUUUGUCAUCGGUUCCUGACAAUUCCUGGUUCAGUGAGAGAACCGACCGCGUCACUUGGAGGAUCAGAAAUCUUUUACGAAAAAAUCUAACGGAGGGCAAAGUCCCUUGGGCAGUUGGACAAGCAAAAAAAUUGUUCGAAAGCUGCAUCGAUACCGAGUCCCUCGAUUCCCUGGGCCUUUUGCCACUUUUUCAGACUCUCAAAGACCUCGAUCUACCGGCAACUCCUGCCGCGAUGUCGGGUAAACGUGGCAACGUCGUCCAACAGAUGGCGAGGGUACGAAAAGUCAUGAAAAAAGAUGUUUUCGUCGGUUUCGAUGUUGGCCCUGAUCCCAGAAACAAAAGUCGAAAUAUCAUUUAUCUGGACAUGCCAAGUUCGAGCAGUCCUUUGCCGAGCUACAAUACCGAGGUCGAGAAAAAAGUGAAGCACAUGAGAUCGCGUUUCGAAAACCUCGAGGCAACGUCCGAGGAUGAUUCGAGCGAAGAUACGUCCGCCGAGAAGCUUUACAUGGCGAAGGUCAUUCGUGAGAUUGUGACAAAUGGAACGACCUCCAAUUGUUCGUUGAAAAACGAAGCGAGCGAUUUUUGGAACGAGGAAAUAAAAAAUGUUGCUGACGCGAUUUACGAGCUGAGCGGAGUUUUUUAUUUCAUGUCGAGAUCGAACGAAAACGACACUGUCGCCGAUGAGAAUGUCAAGGACGAAAAUUAUUUCCUCGUCGACACGCUCCAGGAAUUGACCGAUCAAUACGUCAAAGAAAUGAACUCGAGCCUCGUCCCCCGGAAAUUGUGGCGCCCUUAUAUCGAGGAGCUUUUCAAGGAUGUCGAAGAGAUCGAUUUCGAUAAGGAGUUGGUGCUCGUCUGGAAUAUCGAGUACUUGAAAGACUUGGCCUACCUUUUGGACGAAACGGACGAGACCGUUUUAGAAACAGCCAUUUGGUGGAUCGUUGUCGACAUGAUUGUUCCUCAUUCGUCAAAAAAUCUGCGUCUCCUGUGGGAGGAAUACGUGAUGGAGCUUGUGGAGGGAGAGUACAGCGAGCCAAGGUCAUUGUACUGCGCUGGACUGGUGAACGAGAUGAUGGCUAUGGCUGUGUCGUGGCUCUUCGUGGAGCGAGAUUUCCAUGAAAACCAGGGGGUCCGAGUGGUCGAAAUGCUCGAAGACAUAAGAUCGGCGUUCGCGAGCCUCGUCACGAGAGCUGAUUGGAUGGACCAUGCUACGAAACUCGCGACCCUCGAAAAGUCCCGAAAAAUGACGUACGUCAUUGGACACCCCGAUUGGCUCUUCGACGAUGAAACCAUCAACGAAUACUACGAAGGGAUAGACAUGAAAGAGGACAAUUAUUUGGCGAACAUGUUGAUGAUUGUUCGCCUGAUGAGCGAAGCAGAAUUGGAAUAUCUCCAGGAAAUAAAUUACCUCAACGAAACCUUCUGGGGUGCUGAGCCAACGGACGUGAACGCGGUUCACACUUUCAUCGUCAAUCACAUAACUGUUCCCGCAGGCAUUCUCCAGUUCCCGUUCUACGAGCUUGGCCUCGAGGCCUUGAACUACGGAGCGAUCGGGACAAUUCUCGGUCACGAGUUGACCCACGGGUUUGAUAACAGUGGCAGAUUGUACGACGAGGACGGAAAUCUCCGUCAGUGGUGGAGCAACACGACGAUUCGUCAGUACAACAGCAAAAUCGAGUGUUUCGUUAAGCACUAUGGAAAUUAUUACAUCGACGAGGUAAACGAUUACAUCGAUGGAAAACUUACUCUGGACGAAAACAUCGCUGACAAUGGUGGUCUUCGCGAGGCUGUGCUCGCCUACAAAAAGUGGCAGGAUAAACACGGCCAGGAGCCGAUGCUUCCUGGCUUCACUCACUUGACCCACGAACAACUUUUGUUUCUGGGCUAUGCACACUUGUGGUGCGAAGUCAACACUCCGGACUCCCUCCGAUGGAAACUUCAGGACACUCACUGUCCAGGAUACGUAAGACUGCGAGGAGUUUUGCGCAACUCGCAAGAGUUCAGCAAAGCCUGGAAUUGUCCUUUGGGCUCGAGAAUGAACCCUGAAAAAAAGUGCCAGGUUUGGUGAACCGCGCGACAGAAGAAAAAUCAACGACGAGCUCGCGGGACCAAACCCCCGAAAACACUUGUAAUGUACAUAUUAAAAAUAUUUAUUUACUUACGAAA